This is a messenger RNA of Pocillopora damicornis (cauliflower coral), 1503 nucleotides long. Its product is annotated as cytoplasmic phosphatidylinositol transfer protein 1. Gene Ontology annotation, molecular function: phosphatidylinositol binding; phosphatidylinositol transfer activity. Gene Ontology annotation, biological process: phospholipid transport. Gene Ontology annotation, cellular component: cytoplasm. NCBI's taxonomy places the organism in Eukaryota, Metazoa, Cnidaria, Anthozoa, Scleractinia, Pocilloporidae. The record is from RefSeq and is a predicted model, not a curated record.
GAAGCAAGUUAGUUUAAGCCGGACGUGAAAGAUUUCCCGUAGAUUCCCGGACCUCCUAAAUCUUCUAAAUCCAGGUUUUCAUUCGGUAUUUGCGCCCCAGGUUUUUAGGACACACGAUCGGGUUAUGCAGGAGGCAUGGCACCUAAGCUAUAUUUUACCAUCGAUUGUCAUUUGUUUAUGAGAUGCGGUAAAUGUUUUAUAGUACUGUAUCGUAGCACGCUGUUUGAAGUUUGUUAGUGUAUUUUCUUCUUAACUAGACAACAUGAUAUUGAAAGAGUAUAGGAUCUGUAUGCCGAUGACGGUGGAAGAGUAUCAAAUAGGUCAACUGUUCAUGAUAAGUAAACACAGCCAUGAACAGAGUGAGCAAGGUGAAGGAGUCCAUGUGGUGAAAAAUGAGCCCUGUGAGGACCCAAAGUUUGGAAAGGGACAAUUCACAGAAAAGAGAGUUUAUUUAUCCAGUCGUCUUCCUGGAUGGAUGCGGUCCUAUAUUCCAAAAAUAUUCUAUGUAGAAGAAAAGGCUUGGAAUUAUUACCCUUUCACUAUUACAGAAUAUUGUUGCUCCUUUCUUCCAAGAUUUUCAAUUAGGAUUAAAACGAAAUAUUUCAAUGAUAAUGGAAGUAUAGACAACUGUUUUGAAUUAGAUGAGGAAACACUUGAAACAAGGGAAGUUGUGGCAAUUGAUAUAGCUUAUGAUGAAUUACCAGAAAAACAUUAUGUUCCAGAAGAGGACUGUAGGUAUUUCAAAUCAAAGAAAACAGGUAGAGGUCCUUUAAAGGAAGGUUGGAGGGAUGAUACUCAACCCAUCAUGUGCUCGUAUAAACUAGUUAGUGUUUCUUUUGAUGUUUGGGCCUUAGCUUCAAGAGUAGAGUCCUACGUGCAUAAGGUUAUUCAAGAUAUUUUAUUACUUGGUCACAGACAAGCAUUUGCUUGGAUUGAUGAUUGGAUUGGUAUGACCAUUGAUGAUGUAAGAACAUAUGAGAAAGAAAUGCAGGAGAAGACAAACACCAAAGUUGGGGCAGAUAUUUAAACACUGAUUGAUUUAUUUCAAGUGACAAAGGAGUCAAAUUUUAAAUCAGUGCUUUCUGUAAGAUUUGCAGUCAUUGACUUUUUCAGUGCAGCACCCACUGUAAACUGGAAACAUUUAACAGUUUCAAAGUGAAGAAAUUCUAACACCCUGUCUUUCUGUUGGAUGUCAAAUGUUACUGAAAGCACUGUGUGAGUUGUCAUCCUGUAAUUUAAGUUUUACUCAACAUUAUUUUGAACCAUUUUUAUUUUGUAAAUUUAAGUGUCUUUUGUAAGUAAAAGACAAACUCAAACAAUACAUGAGAUUUUUUGGUAGCUUUUUGUAUAAAAAUAUUCUUACAAUUUAUUUAUUCUUUCAGUUCAAUAAAAAUUUGAGAACUAACAGCAAAUUGCUGUUAAAUUUGCAUGAGUUGAAUGUAUAAUAACACAGCAUCAGAUUGUCGAAUAAUCAUCUUAUAAUUACCCCAAAGAAGGGUUGAA